Molecule: messenger RNA, 957 nt
Organism: Loa loa (African eye worm)
Lineage: Eukaryota; Metazoa; Nematoda; Chromadorea; Rhabditida; Onchocercidae
Exons: 4
Coding region: 1-957 (318 amino acids)
Cellular component (GO): membrane
Molecular function (GO): growth factor activity
Source: RefSeq, a predicted model, not a curated record
AUGUCACUGACAAUUACCCUAAUACUACCAUUACUACUACUAUUACUAUUACUGAACGAACAUCCGUUAGCACAAAAAGCUAUACCUGAUGAUAUACGUAAAAAGGUACGUGAAGCGCGUACAUUUGAUGAAUUGCUAUCCGCCACACAACUUUCGUAUGCAUCACAUUUACUUGGAAAUGAAAACGAACCAACCUUCAAGGGUCGCAAAGAAUUACAGCCAGCUGAAAUACGAUCUUACACGAACCGCAAGUUAUAUGGAGCAUCCGCAUUUCAAAAAUCAACCAUUACAAGAAAAUCCAAUUUUCGUGAAGAUAUCGACGCUAAUACAAGGAAAAGCUUAGAUAUACUGAGCACAAUUCGACAAGGUGCAGAUAUAUGUGAGUUGCAUAAAGCCUGUAUCCCUAUAUUACCGGAAAAUCCUGAUCCUGGAUUACUGAUAUUCCCGAGAUGCUAUGAAGUAACACAAUGUAUUGGGACAUGCUGUGAAUUCACCGAACACUGCCAUCCAACCAGUAUUGAAUAUAUUCAACAGCCGAUCAUUGAAAUGCUAUAUUCUGGCAAUAAUCUGUUUGUAAUCAAUCAAACGCGAAAUAUAACAAUCGAACAACAUACUGCUUGCAGCUGUCGACCAUGCACUCGAUUUGGUGCAGCUAUUCAAUGCUCGCUGAAGAAAACUGUCGGUCCAAACUGUGAAUGUGAAUGCGGGAAUAAAGAAGAAAAAAGACACUGUCAAGGUCCGAACAAGGCAUGGAAUGACGAAACGUGUACGUGCAGCUGUGUCACGAAGUGUUAUGGCAAAAGUAUUCUAGAUACACAUACAUGCUUAUGCUAUCAUCCAAGCAGUAAUCAAAGUUACAGGAACCUAGAUGCUUUUGACAACUUCCGGUCGGAUGUGAGCAGACUGCCAAGGCUUCGUCUAGCUCGAAGAAAGAUGUUCACGAAAACCGCCCUGUGA